GUUGUACUAGAGCGGCUCCAACUACCGGAGACAAAUUCCUUGUGUGUUUUGGACAUACUUGGCAAAUAAAGAUGAUUCUGAUUCUGAUUCAACCGCUGGAGGUGGAGUGUACUUACGUUUGCCAUCCACGUAAAUUCCGUGCACUGCGUAAUGUACUUACGCAAACGUCGUAAGCCUCCAUGUUAGAAACACUACGGCUAAAUUUGUCCGGAGGCGUGCAUCCAGGGAAGCACGUCCAUGAAUAAUCUACUACUAACUGCGGUCAUUUACUCAAACGUACAAACACCCCAUGGACUUCACAACAUAACAUUUAUAUUUUCUCAAUUUUUUUUUUCCAACGUAUUUUGUGCCGUGUUGUUAAGAAGGAUCUACACAUAUGCAGUAGUGGAUCUGUGUCAGUGACUGAAUCACAAAAGCCAAGUAAUCAUGGUGAGGUUGGAGCUGGAUCAAGUGGUGCUCAGGAGGAUGAAGGAGGAGGAUGUUGAGAUGGUCAAAGCUCUCAUUAAGGAGGCCUGCGAGGGCAUGGAAAACCGCCUCAUCCUGCACAUCCUCACUCGUCCACUCUGCCUUUUCAUCCUGGCAGUCUUUUCAUCUGCCCUGCGCUGCCUCAUUCACUCCUUCAUCCUGGCCCUCGCUAUUCCCGUCUUCAUGCUCAUUAUCUACCUCAAAAUCACCAUACCGCGCUCCACGGGGGUUCUGGGCAGCAGCCGCCCCUCGUGGGACUACGUGGGCAGCAGCUUCAGGGGGACGCAUGAUGAAAUCCUACAGAAUCCUUACUCUCGGAUCAGUGGCAAGAAAGCCAUGUCGAAGAAGCCAAGACGCAGAAUCGGAGCCAAAGAAAAAGACAAGGAAGCGUCAAUGGAGACGAUCACCCUGGAGAGGGAGCAGGCUGCAGGGCUGGUCUGGGUGGCAGAAAGCGAGGGCGAAAUCUUAGGCUGCCUAUUCCGAGAGAGCGAGAAACGAGCCAGCAUCAGGAGGUUUUGUCGGCUGGUGACGGGCAGCUGGUACCGCAGAGAGGGCUUGGCUCGGCUCUUCGUCCAGAGCCUGGAGCAGAAGGAGAGAGAAACAGGGGCGCUGCGAGUGUAUGCGCACGUGCCCUACCCAUCCAAGGUGGGCGAGGUCUUCUUCAGGAAAAUGGGUUAUCUGCAACACGGGGAGGAGGCUGAAGAUGAGGACGCAGAGGAAGAGGAACAGCGGGAGACUCCGGAAAGAGGAUUUCUAGGAUAUCCACUCACCAAGGUGUUUUACAAAGACUUGUGAGCCACAGCCUCUAUACAGGAGUGACUUUAAGGGACGCAAACUGGACAUUUCAUCUUACAAAGCAGUGAUGUCAUUGCUGCUCUAUGUAAGGAUAUUUAGGUCUGCCAUUUAGUGAUACAAGUAUUAUUUAUUUUAUAAACAAACACAAGUAUUAUUUAUUUUAUAAACAAACAAGGGUGCACAUAAAAAUUUUGGACUGGUUCUUAAAGGAGCACCAGAGGUUUGUAGCUCGGUGCUGACUUCAUCCCAACCCGCCGACCUCACUGGAUGACUUUAAAGACUUGUAGUAUGGUAUAGUACUUUUUUUUCCUCUUUUUUUUUGCACCAGACCAGUUUCACGCAAAGACAUAUUUUGAAGGACCAUCACAGCUGCUGCGCAGCGUGACCUAUACGCUCUAUAAGCCCGCUUUUUCGUUGCCGCCUCACAAUUGACACCGUUUGUGCGGUAGUUUCUCGUGCUCAACUGAACUGAGAAAGGAACAAAUCAGUUUAUGGUGAUUCCAUUGAGUACGUUGACUCAAAAGAUUAUAGAUUAAGAUAAUAGCAACGGCACGUCUAGACCCACUGGGCACCCUGCGCCGUACACUUUCGAGGAAAGAGACAUAAGUGUUGGUGUGAUCAACUAUCACUUCAGUUGUCCUCUCAUAGUUUUAUUUUAGAACUUGUGGUAUGUUCGGACUGAGACCACAACUGAAAUGCCUUGUGUUUACAGGCUAGAUUUAAAGUAAAAUCCGUGGCUAGAUUGUUAGAAAUACAUUAUUUGAGUGAAACGUGCCAUGUUUGAGAAAAGUUUGUGUGUUACAAAAACAUUUUUGAGUGAAACGUGCCAUGUUUGAGAAAGGUUUGUUUUUGAACAAUAUUUGAUUACAAUAAAAUACAUUUUCAUCAAAA
This is a messenger RNA of Phyllopteryx taeniolatus (common seadragon), 2151 nucleotides long. RefSeq names its product N-acetyltransferase 14 (GCN5-related, putative) (gene nat14). The transcript is spliced from 4 exons. The record is from RefSeq and is a predicted model, not a curated record. Gene Ontology annotation, molecular function: N-acetyltransferase activity. Bases 427 to 1260 code for a protein of 277 amino acids. Lineage: Eukaryota; Metazoa; Chordata; Actinopteri; Syngnathiformes; Syngnathidae.